Molecule: messenger RNA, 6810 nt
Organism: Gadus chalcogrammus (walleye pollock)
Lineage: Eukaryota; Metazoa; Chordata; Actinopteri; Gadiformes; Gadidae
Exons: 2
Coding region: 587-6385 (1932 amino acids)
Biological process (GO): DNA integration
Molecular function (GO): zinc ion binding; nucleic acid binding
Source: RefSeq, a predicted model, not a curated record
CGCACAGCAGCUGCGGUCACUCAGCCUGCAGACCGAGUCUGCCGCUACAGGUGACCAGCUAUACACCGCGCUCGGGCCCCCUCCCUGUCCCUUUUCGCCAGGAGCAGUCGACGAUAAGGCGAGUCAAUGGGACUUAGCAUCGGAUGCUAGCAGUCUGCCCAGCCACCAGCACGUGUCUGUGGGGCUCCAAUCGCCACCCACCUCCGAACAGAGCCGCUACAGUCGGCACUUAACAGAAUACAGCUUCGAUGCAAGCGGACCAGGUCCUCCUACGCAACAGCACACGCCAUAUACUGGUCUAGGUGUCCCGUCGAACCAAUCACCUUGGUUGGACCCCCAACCAGACAGCCGUGUUAUUCAGCAGCAGUCGUUAUCCCCCCAGCCGGGACCAUCUACCCAGCCUCAAGAUAAGCUGUCGCUAACAUCGUCGCUGUGCACAACAACCGCAGUAUUGCGGUCUCAAACAGGUUGUACACUAGGCCAAAGGCAGCAGAGCUACACGUUGACUCAGUCCCUGCCAUCAACAAUAACUUCUGCACCGCUAUUCGGAGCAGUUCCUAGGCCGCCAGUUCCCACUGCGACGAGUAUGGUCAUGACACAGUCUAACUCCCAGGCGAUGCAAGCAGUGGGCCAACAACUGUCAACAGCAGCGGGGUACCAGCCUGCCUUCCAUCCAAACCAGCCUGUGUCAUCGCCUGUGCAGAUCAUGUGCGCCAAUAUGCCAACGGCCGUACAGGCCCUAUAUCAGCCUACGCCAAUGACACUUGCCCAGACAGCAUAUCAAUAUGCUCCAUCUACGCCUGCACAGCCUACAUAUCAACCACAGACUGCAUAUCAAUAUGUUCAAGCUACGCCUGCACAGCCUACAUAUCAACCCCAGACAGCGUAUCAAUAUGCUCCAGCUACGCCUGCACAGCCUACAUAUCAACCCCAGACAGCGUAUCAAUAUGCUCCAUCUACGCCUGCACAGCCUACAUAUCAACCCCAGACUGCAACAGCGCAGUACCCCGCACACCAGCUACCAGCUGCAGCUGCUCUCCAGCCAGUGGGCCAGCACCCAGGAGGCAUGCCUCAGCAGUUUACCUGUCAACCACCCACAUGGGCAGUGGCGCCCUUACCAUACACACCUGCUGUCCCCCAGCAGACAGCGUAUCAGCCUCCGCCAGUCAUCCCAACUCAGCCAGCCUAUCAGCUGGCGCCUCUUCCACCGUACCAGCUGAGCCAUCAUCCACAACCGGUGUACCACCCCCAGCCUGCUCCAACAACUCAGCCAGCCUAUCAGCUGGUGCCUCUACCACAGUACCAGCUGAGCCAUCAUCCACAACCGGUGUAUCACCCCCAGCCUGCUCCAACAACUCAGCCAGCCUAUCAGCUGGUGCCUCCAGCACCGGUCCAGUAUGCCCUUCAGCCCCAGUAUACACCAACACAGAUGCCAUCCGCUCUCCAGCCUCCCAGGCAGCCAGUCCCAGUACCAAAACUGCCUAAGUUGGUCAACGACAAUGAAAGAGACUUCACUGACCUUAAAAUGGCGCUGGACCACCUACUCAGUCCCCACACUGAACUCUCUGAGCAUUACAAGUACCGUGUACUUAUGGAGCACCUGGUUCUGGAUGAAGCCAGGUUGAUUGCACAGUCCUGCAGGCAUUAUGCGCAGCCCUACACCGCCGCCAUGCAGGCCUUACAGCGGCAAUACGGACAGCCACAUCAACUCGCACAAAGUGAGAUUGCCACGAUCCUGAACUCUCCUGACCUCAAAGCAGGAGAUUCCAAAGCCUUCCAGAGCUUCGCCCUUAGCGUCGACCUGCUAGUGGGAAUGCUUACAUCGCUGGAAGGGCCCAACGGAAUGGAAGUGAUGUCGACCGGCCAUGUCGAUCGGCUCCUGAGUAAGCUCCCUAAGCACUCGAGGGACGGCUUCGUGGAGCAUCUACAGGUUCAAGGUCGCCUCAAUACAAACAGCCUAAACCCAUACAACCUUCGAGACCUCUCAGACUGGCUCAGGGUGAAGGCUGAAGCUCAAAGACUGUCCGCAAGAAUGGCACAGCGCCAUCGGACUGAAGGGCCACAGGCCCCCAACAGAGAUAGGCAAGUUCCUGUGCCCAGGCCUCGCAACCUCUCAGUUUAUCAUGGCUCCGACAAGCCUAAACCUGACAGCCGUCAGCUUUCAGACACGUUUAGGUCGGAGGCCAAGCAGCAGAAGUUCGAGAGGAUAUGUCUCUUCUGCAAGAGUGCCGAUCACUACCUAUCACAGUGUCCAGACAUCGUCCGGCACUCACCGGAAGAGAUCGAGAAGUGGAUAGCAGACGGCAAGCGUUGUCGUAAGUGUGGUCGUACCAACCAUAAGCAAGAUGCCUGCACCCUGAAGAAAGCGUGCAGUGAAUGUCAGGAGGUUCACCUCAGAGUUCUCCAUACCAUCACCAAGCCAGGUCCCGGUGUCUACCUCAUCACGCCAGAGGAUCGCGCCUCACUAGCCAACUCCAAGCAAGGAGGAAAGGUGUACCUCAAGGUGGUGCCAAUCAUCCUUAGCCAUGGGAGUAAGUCGCUGCACACCUACGCGAUCCUUGACGAUGGGGCCGAACGCACAAUAAUACUGCCAGCUGCCGUUCGUCACCUGGAACUCAAAGGCGAAGCCGAAUCUCUCGCUCUGCGGACGGUCCGCCAAGAUGUGGCUCGCCUCACUGGUGCGUCGGUAAACUUCCAUGUGGCCUCCCUGGCACGGCCUUCAGAACAGCACCUGGUUAAGGGUGCCUUCACAGCGGGACGGCUAGCCCUGUCAGAGCAAUCUUACCCCGUAACUGCACUUCAGAAGCGCUAUCGCCACUUGAGGGGCCUCCAGCUGCAUAACUUCAGUAAGGUGCGUCCGCUACUGCUAAUCGGUGCAGAUUGCACCCACCUGAUCACAGCCAAAGAGCCCGUCAGGUUCGGCCCCAGAGGUGGACCCGCAGCUGUACACACAGCGCUCGGCUGGGUGCUCCAGGGUCCAGAUGGUCUCGGGUCUCAUGCUGCUUCAUGCUACUUCACAUCUCUCAAGCCAGCGCCAGACGACUACUACCAACAUGUUGAACGUCUCUGGCAGCUCGACGUCCUCCCGUUUCGAAGCGAGAAGCUAGCAGUACGGUCCCGUCUGGACCAAGAGGCCGUGAGCAUCCUGGAAGCACGCACUGAGAGGGUGAAGGUCAUUGACACAUUCCGGUACGCCACACCUCUGCUCCGGGCUAAGGACGCGCCACUGCUGAAAGCCGCUGCUGAAGCAGUCAUGCCAAUGCUCCGCAGCACAGAACGCCGACUGGAAAAAGACCCAGCUAAGGCUAAAGUCUACGAAGCAGAGAUCCAAAAGCUCAUCGAUGGGGGGUGCGUUACCAAGCUCAGCAAAGAAGAGACGGAUAAGUCCAGUGAGUCAUGGUUUAUUCCCCAUCACCUCGUCCAUCACAACGGCAAGGAUCGCCUAGUCUUUGACUGCUCCUUCACCUACUGCGGCCUCUCCCUUAAUGAGCAACUCCUCCCAGGUCCAACCCUUGGACCAUCGCUCAUCGGGGUCCUCCUGCGAUUCCGGCAGUAUGCUGUCGCCAUCAGUGGAGAUAUCCGGGCAAUGUUCCAUCAGGUUCGGCUCCUGCCAGAGGACCGGCCAUUGCUGAGGUUCGCCUGGAGGAACCUGCGACGCGAAGAGCAACCUAACAUCUACCAGUGGCAAGUCUUGCCGUUCGGUACAACAAGCAGCCCAUGCUGUGCAACGUUUGCGCUGCAGAAGCACGUCAAAGACCACGCAGAGGGAAACGAAGACAUCCUGCAGUCCAUAGAGCAGUCUUUCUACGUGGACAACUGUCUCCAGAGCCUUUCAACACCCGAGUCUGCCAAGCUCCUCGUGGACAAGAUGCGGCAGUGUCUGGCCUCGGGAGGAUUCGAGAUCCGGCAGUGGGCAAGUAACUUCCCAUCUGUCGUCUCCCAUCUGCCUUCCACUGCCAGAUCAGAGAGCACAGAGCUAUGGUUAGCUGAGAAGAGCACCGACCCUCAGGAGCCGGCUCUGGGCCUACGGUGGCAUUGUCCGACCGAUCAACUUGGCUACAAGCCCAAGCCGAUGGAGAGCGAGAUUCCCACCAUGCGCCACGUGUACAAGGUGCUGGCCAGACAAUAUGAUCCUCUUGGAUUCAUCAUUCCCUACACAACGCGGGCCAAGGUUCUCGUCCAGAAACUGUGGGCGAAGAAGAGGAGCUGGGACGACCCAAACCUUCCUCCUGACAUCCUUGAGGCCUGGUCCAGCUGGGAGAGGGAACUUCCGGAGCUGGUAAAUAUCUCCCUACCGCGAACCUACGCACCACAGGACAUCGCCAAUGAUGCCACAAAGUAUACAAUGCAUGUCUUUUGUGAUGCCUCUGAACAGGCAUACGGUUCGGUAGUUUACCUCACAACGAAGAGUGACGACACUGUCCAUGUUUCAUUCGUUAUGGCAAGGUCUAGGGUGGCUCCGAAGCGCCAGCAGUCAAUGCCACGUCUAGAGCUCUGUGCAGCAUUGACAGGAGCCCAGCUGUCCUCCCUCGUUCAUCGAGAGCUCACCUUAAGCAUCACCCAGACCUUCCUUUGGACUGACUCCACCACCGUCUUAACCUGGUUGACAUCCGAGUCCUGCAGGUUCAAGGUCUUCGUUGGAACCAGAGUCUCAGAGAUUCAUGACCUGACGUCCUUGCACACCUGGCGGUAUGUGGACACGGCCAACAAUCCAGCCGACGAUCUCACCCGCGGCAAGACUUUGGUUGAGCUGGCGGCGCCAAAUCGGUGGAUUCAAGGGCCAUCGUUCCUCCGUGGUCCACCUAAAAAUUGGCCAUCGCUUCCCACCGCCACAGAGCCAGAAGAUGCUGCUGAGCUCAAGCACAGUAUCUUCUGCGGCCUCACACAGAUGAGUCUGGCACCUCAAACACCAGACGUCACACAGUUCGACAGCUGGACAGACCUGGUCAACGCCACCCAGCAGUUAUUUGAUGGGGCGGCGGCUGACCCAUCACUACCUCAACCGGACCUUCUUGACGCCGAAGCCCUCCUGCUGAAGGCUAGCCAAGCAGACUGCUUCCCAGGAGAGAUUAAGUGUCUCAGGGCCGGUAAACCAGUACUGCCCAGCAGUAAGCUCAGUACGCUUACACCGGAGAUGGAUCCAACAAUGGGUCUUAUCCGAGUCGGUGGACGCUUUCGUCGUAUGGACACUUCCUGUUCUACCGACAUCCACCCCAUAGUUCUCGAUCCCUGCCAUGCGGUAACAAGACUCCUUAUCAAGGACGUGGAUGCACGACUACUCCACCCAGGACCCGAUAGGGUCUUCGCCGAGAUCAGGCGCAAGUACUGGGUCCUCCGUGGGAGACAGGCUAUCAAGCACCAUCAGAGGACUUGUACGGAAUGCAGAAAAUGGAGAGGGCAGCCAGUGGUUCCAAUCAUGGCGGACCUACCCCCUGCCCGCCUGCGGAUCUUCAAGCCUCCGUUCUUCUCGACGGGAGUGGACUGCUUUGGACCAUACGUCAUCAAGGUCGGGCGGCGCAGGGAGAAACGAUGGGGUGUCAUAUUCAAAUGUCUCACCACUCGAUGUGUCCACUUAGAUCUGCUAAAUAGUAUCGACGCCGACGCCUUCCUCCUAGCAUUGAGGCGAUUCAUCGCACGUAGAGGCACCCCUUUCGAGGUUCUCUCUGAUCAGGGAACAAACUUCCGAGGUGCAGAGAGAGAGCUGAAGGAGGCGUUCGCUGCAAUGGAACCACAGCUACAAGAGAGACUUGCCAAGCAACGGAUCAAAUUCAAGUUCAACCCACCAGCGGCUCCCCACUUUGGUGGCGCCUGGGAGCGUGAGAUACAAUCCGUCAAGAAAGCCCUGCAGGUGGUGAUUGGUGCUCAGUCCCUCCAAGAAGAAGUCCUGCUCACAGUCUUAAUUGAGGUAGAAGGCAUCCUCAAUUCCAAGCCCUUAGGAUACGUGUCGUCAGACGUUGGGGAUCCGGAUCCUGUGACACCAAACAUGUUGCUGAUGGGGCGGCGGGACGCCUCCUUGCCACAAGUGUCCUACGCUCCGGACCCACUCACCAGGAGACGGUGGCGUCAUUGUCAAAUGAUGGUGGAUCACUUCUGGACACAAUUCAUCAGAAGCUACUUACCGUCUCUUCAGGUCCGCCAGAAGUGGCACCAACCUACCGAUGAUCUUCUCCAGGACACUGUCGUGAUGAUCGUCGAUCCUCAGCUGCCGCGUGCUCAUUGGCCCGUUGGGAAGGUGGUCAGGCUGAAUGCCAGUGCCGAUGGAUGCAUCCGGUCUGCUGAGGUCCAAGUGUGGGACAAGACUUACCUGCGACCAGUAGCACGCCUUGUCCGGCUGCCAGCUGUUCCGGACGACAACGCUGAUCCAGGGACUCCUGUAGCACCUUAGGGAAUUUAUUUUGUUUACAUAAUAGCCAUGCUAUUCAGGGGGCGGCUGUUGUAAAUUCCCUAUAGUUUGUAAUAUCGUAUCGUAUAAUAUAUAGCGUUAUUUCUAUUCAGGCACUUUGGGCAGCCCAGGUAGCGCCGUAGGGUCCUAGAGUUACGAGUUGUACGGGGCUGCGCCAGAGCUCGUUGCGCGCGGCCGCUUAACACGCCAUGACAGAGAAUGCGUUCGUGAAGAAAAAACCAUUCCUACAUCAUUCAUUUAUUCAUACAUCUGUUCAUCCAUUCCGUCAUUCAUUCGGUUACUUAUUGAAGCCAUCAUUGAUAUCAUUCGUCUGCAAGAGAUAUAAACAUCCUGAACUGUUCCCUGUGUAUGCGUCUACUCUCUGACCGGAGUUACCGUCCUGGAUAAAGUGAUCCAAGCAAACACAC